AUGCCGAAGGUGACAAAGCCAGUAACAUUGAGCGGCCUUAGCUCUACGCAGAGGCAAAAGGUAACGCCCUUUCGUGCCCAGGUCCUCAGUGCACUCUGUAAAGUCCCCGAAGGAAAAGUGACUACCUACAAAUCCCUCUCCCGCCACAUUGGAUGCAAUUCCAGUCAAGCCAUCGGACAAGCUUUGAAACAUAAUCCAUUUGCACCCGAGAUCCCGUGUCAUCGAGUGGUAAAGACGGACCGAACCAUUGGAGGAUUUGGGGGUAUGACGAGCGGAACCAAAAUUGAAAGAAAAAUUGCACUGUUGAAGUUGGAAGGCGUCCAGUUUUCCAAGGACGGGCAAACGAUCGUUGAGGAAUGCAUUUACGAUUAUGAUUAUGAUAGCACUAGUAAUUAG
Messenger RNA from Seminavis robusta, 396 nucleotides. The record is from the annotation of a GenBank genome assembly. NCBI's taxonomy places the organism in Eukaryota, Bacillariophyta, Bacillariophyceae, Naviculales, Naviculaceae.